UUGUAUCUUCCACUUUGUAUUUUAUUUUCUACUCUCUUUUUUAUAUAUAUAAAUUCACACUCCGUUUUUCAUUUGUAAAAAAUUUCGGGCUUUGCCAUUCCGUGAUGAAUCUCUGGCAGCGAGCAAUGCGCGCCGCAGGCGCCAUCCUCGCCCUAUACACUCUCCUCUGCUGCGUAACCCUCUUAGCUGCGGCGGAUCCGAGCGGCGAAGCGAAAAUGGAGCAGUUCUUUGACCAAGACGACCACACAAAUAACUGGGCAGUUCUCGUAUGCACCUCCCGGUUCUGGUUCAACUACCGGCACAUAUCCAACACACUCUCGAUGUACCGCACGGUCAAGCGCAUGGGCAUCCCGGACUCUCACAUUAUUCUAAUGCUGGCCGACGACGUCGCCUGCAACCCGCGCAAUAGCUACCCGGCGGCCGUCUACGACCACCCGCGCAAAGCCACGGAUCUCUACGGAGACAAUGUGGAGGUGGAUUAUCGCGGCUACGAAGUCACUGUGGAGAACUUUAUCCGCCUGCUGACUGGUCGGGUAUCUGUCGAUACGCCGCGGAGCAAACGACUGUUGACGGACGAUAAGUCCAAUGUGUUUAUUUAUAUGACGGGACAUGGUGGCGAGGACUUUUUGAAGUUUCAGGAUUCGGAGGAAAUCAAUAGCUACGAUAUCGCGGAUGCGUUUCAGCAGAUGUGGGAGAAGAAGAGAUACAAGGAGAUUUUGUUUGUUAUUGAUACUUGUCAGGCGAACACUAUGUUUAGCAAGUUUUACUCGCCGAAUAUCCUCAGGCGAGAAUCGUAUUCGUAUUUCCAUGAUUAUGACUUGGGUGUUUCGGUUAUUGACCGGUUCACUUAUUACAAUCUCGAGUUUUUCGAAUCCGUCGAUAUGUCUAGCAAGCGCACUAUGGCCGAUUUGGUCGGCGCUUAUAACACAACGUUGAUAUAUUCGCACCCUGGUGUUCGCACGGACUUGUACUCGCGCAAGCUCAACGAGACGUAUUUGACUGACUUUUUUGGUGCCGUGCAAAAUAUUGAGCUGACAACCGAGGCGUUCCCCAUUGGCAAACCGGAGUCACCAUAGAACCAAAUACAAAAAAACAAUAUAUCUUAAUCUUUUUUAAACUUCACACUUGUUUCCAUUUUCUUUGCUAAUCCAUAAAUGAAAUAAAACGUCUUAAUUCUGGAUGUGGCAAAUUGUGGCUGGUGUCCCAGAUACACUAAUUUAUACUUUGUGGUUAGUUUGAAAUGCAUGCAAAAAUAUCAGUGCUGCGCCUUUCACUCACCAUCAACGCUUCACAUAUAUAUUUUUCACUUUAUCACUUUUCAUUCGCUCCCUUUCCCUUCAACCAUCAUUGUUUUGC
Messenger RNA from Kickxella alabastrina, 1356 nucleotides. RefSeq names its product peptidase C13 family-domain-containing protein. The coding region runs from base 105 to 1076 and encodes 323 amino acids. The record is from RefSeq and is a predicted model, not a curated record. Lineage: Eukaryota; Fungi; Kickxellomycota; Kickxellomycetes; Kickxellales; Kickxellaceae. Gene Ontology annotation, molecular function: GPI-anchor transamidase activity. Gene Ontology annotation, biological process: proteolysis; protein localization to cell surface; attachment of GPI anchor to protein. The transcript has 3 exons. Gene Ontology annotation, cellular component: GPI-anchor transamidase complex.